AAUUUUGUAAACAUUGUAAAUUUCUAUACAAUCCAUACCAAAUGCGAUAGCAAUCAUUGUUUCAGUUAUUGGUUACUAUUGAACAAGUACGGUCCAAAAAUGUUAAAAUUAUAUUUUACUUUAUUGUUAAAGUUCGCUUUUGGUGCGCAGCCACAAUGUACAGUAGCUGAUGUAAAAAAUUUGUUGGAAGGUUGUGAGCACCUUACAGGUUUAAAUAUCACCAGUGUUGGUGGCACAAUGGUUAAUGACCAUAAUUGCGACGUCCUGCUUCCAAAGCAAGUUUUUCUUGAAGAGCCUUUAUUUCAAUAUCCUCUUGCUGAUUCGAAAAAAUUCUACACGAUUAUUAUGGUAGACCCUGAUGCUCCUCCUCAGUUAGACGGAGAGUUCUUCUUACAUAUGUUAAAAUCAAAUAUACCGGGCUUGGCUCUAAAAGGAAAAGAAAGUGUAAAAACUGUAGGAAUUGACUAUAGAGGGUAUAAGCCGCCAACUCCACCUCGCGGAACAGGCCCACAUCGCUAUAUAUCUCUAUUGUACGAGCAGGCGGACGGGAAUAAUUUUUUACCCUCAGUGCCAUCUAGCCGCAGUCGAUUCACUUUAGCAAACUGGCUUCGGGGGAAAAACCUUUGUGGACCAGUGGCUGGAACACAACUCCGAAUACAAUUCUAGUUGGCUAACAAGGAAAUUAAAGAAGUACACUGAUUAUAAACUA
Molecule: messenger RNA, 709 nt
Organism: Pieris rapae (cabbage white)
Lineage: Eukaryota; Metazoa; Arthropoda; Insecta; Lepidoptera; Pieridae
Product: phosphatidylethanolamine-binding protein 1-like
Exons: 4
Coding region: 100-666 (188 amino acids)
Source: RefSeq, a predicted model, not a curated record